Molecule: messenger RNA, 855 nt
Organism: Didymosphaeria variabile
Lineage: Eukaryota; Fungi; Ascomycota; Dothideomycetes; Pleosporales; Didymosphaeriaceae
Exons: 2
Coding region: 1-855 (284 amino acids)
Source: RefSeq, a predicted model, not a curated record
AUGUACGUUCGUGUACCGAGUAUACUCAACUGGCACCCGUUGACGAAUUCUUCUCAGGAGGGCCUCAAGCGAUAUCGCAUACGCAUCUACAUUGCAAUCGGCCUCAUUGCAAUAACAUUCGUCACGCUGAUCUUUACGAUCUACCUUUCAUGUCGACCGUUCAACCACUACUGGCAGAUCAACCCUGAUCCGGGAAAUACUUGCCAAGCAGCCGUCUCGAAGCCGAUUAUCUGGGUCAUGUUCGUAGGGAACGUUUCGACCGAUAUAUAUCUUUUCGUGAUACCCCUGCCUAUGCUGUGGCAGUCGAGUUUGAAGACGUACAAAAAGCUUGCUGCGACUCUUGUGCUCAGCGGCGGUAUCCUCAUCGUUGUCUGUGCGAUCUUGAAGAGUGUCUACGUCCUGGUCGAUCCCGAGCACGGCGGACAGUUAGCAGCCGCAUGGGGCACGCGAGAAACCUUCAUCGCCGUCAUCACAACGAACCUCCCCAUGGUCUUCCCCCUCCUCAAGAUCUGGCUCAAGCCCUGGCUCCCAAGCACCAUGAACUCGAGCAGCAACAGGAAAGCCUACAAGUACAACGCGCACGGAAGUGGCUUCGUGACCAUUGGUGGCGGCGGUGCGAGCGCCUCGAAUCGCAGCCGACCGGGUCCCCAGAGCCGCGACGCUUCGAGGAACAUGACCUUCGACAACGAGAGCGAGGAACACAUUGUCAAGCCCGGCGCUGAGAUCAAGAUGCAGUCUCUACAGACCAGCGGCGGUACGCAGCGAUCGCUGAAUGGGAAGGACAUCGUGGUGCAAACGCACGUCAGUGUCACGACGGAGGAUGCCAAUAGCCAGAAGAGCGGAAAGUCUUUCUAA